UUCAUGCCACCUCUAAACCCUACCGCACCAGUAGUCCCCUUUCCCGUCUCACUGUCGGCCAUCGCUUCUUCCUUGGCAGCAUCCACCGUCUCCGUCGCCGUUCCCGGAAAUUUUUUCUUCUUCUGAAAUCUCCGAAAGAUUCUUGUGCUGUAAUAAUGGUGGGUCUUUCUGUUGGGGAGCAACACUUCAUUAAAGGAGGGAUUGCUCAAGAUCUCCGAUCCGAUGGUCGGAAACGGUUGACUUACCGUCCUAUCUAUGUCGAAACCGGUGUUAUUCCGCAGGCUAAUGGUUCCGCGAGGGUGAGGAUGGGUGGAACCGACGUGAUUGCCAGUGUGAAGGCUGAAAUUGGGAGGCCGAGUUCAGAUAAAGGAAAGGUCGCCAUUUUCGUUGAUUGCAGUCCCACCGCAGAACCAACAUUCGAGGGCAGAGGGGGUGAGGAGUAUUCUUCUGAGCUUGCUUUAGUUCUUCAACGAUGUCUGCUUGGGGGCAAAAGCGGGGCAGGUGCUGGAAUAGAUUUAUCUUCCCUUGUCAUUAAAGAAGGAAAAGUUUGUUGGGAUCUCUAUAUCGACGGGCUUGUUGUUAGUUCAGACGGGAAUCUAGUGGAUGCCUUGGGUGCUGCCAUUAAGGCUGCUUUAACAAACACUGCUCUUCCAAGAGUCCAAGUAGCAGCUGAAAUGGCAGAUGGAGAGCAGCCGGAAAUUGACAUCAGCGACGAAGAGUAUCUACAGUUUGACACUUCCUCUGUUCCAGUCAUAGUGACAUUAACAAAAGUAGGAAAGCACUAUAUAGUCGAUGCGACAGCAGAAGAGGAGUCCCAGAUGAGCUCAGCUGUGUCCAUAUCCAUUAACCGGGCUGGUCAUAUAUGCGGAUUGACCAAACGGGGAGGUGCUGGCUUAGACCCGAGUGUUAUCCUCGACAUGAUAUCCGUGGCCAAGCAUGUGACGGAUACGCUGAUGAGCAAAUUGGAUUCAGAGAUAUCGGCUGCCGAGGCCCGAGAAGACGAGUCAUGACUCCUGUCUCUAUCUGAUUCUUGAAACAAGUUGGAGUCUUUAACUUGUUUUCCUCCGAAGCUGUUUCGUGGUCAGAGUUCUUGAGGAAAAGGGUAUAUGCAGAUAUCGAUAUUUUGGAUCAAUCAACUUGUAUUUUAGCGGAUCAAAUCGUCUGUGAAUUACGCAAGGAAGAUUUUCUGUGCUCGAGAACAGAUAAGCUGAUGGAAUCUUGGGUUUUUUUUUUACCUUUUCGUUUGGAUCUUUUGUUUCCCGUUUCUUCUCGGUGUU
This is a messenger RNA of Tarenaya hassleriana, 1277 nucleotides long. RefSeq names its product exosome complex component RRP42-like. Gene Ontology annotation, biological process: TRAMP-dependent tRNA surveillance pathway; exonucleolytic trimming to generate mature 3'-end of 5.8S rRNA from tricistronic rRNA transcript (SSU-rRNA, 5.8S rRNA, LSU-rRNA); U5 snRNA 3'-end processing. Gene Ontology annotation, cellular component: cytoplasmic exosome (RNase complex); nuclear exosome (RNase complex). The coding region runs from base 156 to 1010 and encodes 284 amino acids. The record is from RefSeq and is a predicted model, not a curated record. The transcript is spliced from 8 exons. NCBI's taxonomy places the organism in Eukaryota, Viridiplantae, Streptophyta, Magnoliopsida, Brassicales, Cleomaceae.